CCCGUUUAGGUCGAUUAAUGGGGACUAUCGUAUAUGUUGCCUGUCUAAUGCAAAGUCCCGGGGAUUCGUAAAACUUUAGUACGAAUAGCCCACUUCUGCUGUGUAGGUCACUAAAUGGGCAACUUUGAAUAUCCGUCAUCAUUGUAUUACGGAUUACAAGACGUUUAAUAAUAUGCGUCUGGAAUAAAGACGAACUCCAUCUUUCCAAAUCUAUACUUAAUUGCUUUCGGUGAAACCUGUGUGACGAAUGUUUUAUUCUGUGCUGGAUCCCGUACUGUAACAAGAAAGCUUUUGCGUUCCUUUAUGACCCGUGUGUUUUUACGGUAAUCCUGGUAUAUCCCUUUCAUCUGUGUGUAUCACAGGGAAUAGUACCACAAACACUAAAUAUCCUGGGUUUUAUUCUUGUAGUAUUAAACAUAGUUUGAAGAGUGGUGUACUAAGGCCAGCAUAUCGGUAACAGGACAAUGUCUGACUGGGAAACAGUGACCAUACUUAGAAAGAAGCCUCCAAAGGCAUCAGCAAUGAAAUCUGAACAGGCUAUCAAUGCAGCCCGUCGCCAGGGUGUUGCAGUGGACACUCAGUCAAAAUGGGGAGCUGCUACAAACAAACAACACGUAACAACAAAGAACACAGCUAAGUUGGAUCGUGAGACUGAAGAAUUGAAACAUGAUAAAGUUCCUUUGGAUCUUGGACGUUUGAUUCAGCAGGGACGUCAAGCAAGAGGAUGGAGUCAGAAGGAACUUGCCACUGUACGACGCGGUUUGAUUUGUAGAAAGUUCAUGCUGAGUAAAACUGCGUGGAAAGGAACGGGGCAAACCUGCUCUGCCCCCUGGGACCAAGCAGUAAACCUGUCCCUGGGGGCAAGAAACUCCAUUUCUCUCUGUCCUUCAAAAGAUAAAUGCUGGAACUGCAGUAUCAUCUAUCAAGAUGAAAAUAUGAAUUUUGUGUCGUCUCUGCUGCAGUGGUACAUUCUGUAUGGUGGGGAAUUAACUUUUUGUUUGGAAUCAGUGGCACUUUCACUGCAUAACCUGAGCAAAAUUUUGAAUGGUUAGGUAAACAUACUGUAGGAGGUGUGCAUUUUUGAUGCAGUUAAAACCAAUUUUCUUAAUGACCGAGACAUUAUUUAUUUCCGUGGUCAUAUUUUCACUGCAGACUAGGUUAAGCAUUAUAGUGAUGUUAUUUCUUUAACGGAGACCAAGGCUUUGAAUACAACAGCAUUGCACUGCAGGGAGCAUGUUGACUGUUUAACAACUUUCUGUAUCGGUUAUGUUAUUUUAAACCUAAAGGUUGGGCAUGUGUUUUGGUUUGUUAAAAUUUCUUUUAACACACUUUGUGAAGAUUAUUUCCUGUUAUUGAUUUUAUGCUUGUGCAAGAAAUUCUGUGUUCUAAUUAUAUGGAAAUGGUUUCUA
Zootermopsis nevadensis is the source of this 1409-nucleotide messenger RNA. It is a transcript of the gene mbf1, whose product is annotated as multiprotein bridging factor 1. Lineage: Eukaryota; Metazoa; Arthropoda; Insecta; Blattodea; Termopsidae. Gene Ontology annotation, molecular function: DNA binding. Gene Ontology annotation, cellular component: nucleus. The record is from RefSeq and is a predicted model, not a curated record.